Molecule: messenger RNA, 3676 nt
Organism: Ectocarpus sp. CCAP 1310/34
Lineage: Eukaryota; Phaeophyceae; Ectocarpales; Ectocarpaceae
Source: the annotation of a GenBank genome assembly
UGUCAGCGGGAGGCGGCGGUAUGGUGUGCCAGGCCUGUAACCAACGGCGUGCCCGUGAACGGAAGAAGUCCUUAUCGGUACGACAGCCAGGGGAUGGCGGGUCCGGAGUUGCUGGAGCUUCCUCGUCGUCCCAAGCGCCAGCCAUUGGGAGGGCGGACGUCGUGGGGUCCAGCACCCAGAGGACAAGGACAGGCAAGGGAGCAUCCACCGACGAGGGCUCUGGCAUUGCGACUGGCCGAGCGCUUGGGCGACAUGUCAAAGCGGCGUCGAUUGUGCGCUCGCGGGUGGAAGGGUCCGUAAAAGGCGGGGAGAUCCUUUUCUGGAAGGACGUUGCGAAGUGGUUGACGGCCGAGCGAGCUAAGCUCGGCGAGGAAAGGCUGCAGGGCGGCUCCGUACGGGAGAAGGUGAAACAAAUGUUCGAUAGCAUCGGCCGUUCGUCGGACUGCAACGCGAGGGUGGUGGAUAUCCGAGGGAGCAGGGGUGCGGGAGGAGACGGACGCGAGAAAGCUCUCUGUCUGUUCCCGAAAGAUCUAUCCGACGAAGCUGUCGUUGGGUACCUCCUACGGAUGCGUAAAGCGGAGGGAGCGACCCUGAAGUCUGAGCUGGAAAGGGUUGCUCAAGACCCUGCGGACCCCCACGACCCUGUCUUCGAGGAGGAGAGGAUGGCGGUGGUCAAGACUGCGGGGGAGAUUGUCCGGCGUGAUAUUGAACUGGAAAAGAGCCUGCACAACGCGCGUCCCCCAGGUCAGUCAAACAUCAACGUGGAAGAGUUGGAGCGGCCUGUGGAACGGACGGCGGAUACCCUACUUGCAAUGCCCCCCACGACACUAGGAUUCUUCCAGAGCGUCACCGACGUGGACCUCAAUGUCGAGCAGAACCCUGCGGAUCCGCCCAAGGAUGCAGGGCCUUGCAAGGUGUGGGAGCGCGGGUGGCGAGAGGAGUUUGAAAAGGGUAUCGGCGUUAUGGACAGGCCAAGUCCAGCCACAGCCGGGUCGAUGGGUGAAACGACGGUGGGCUCUGCUGGUGGAGCCGGGAGUGGUGACGUCGGCGCAAUAUCGGGGGGGGUGCCGGUCCUCCCGGCGUCUGAGACACGUGCGAGGGCUGUCGAUAAAUUCAACCGGUGUUGCCGGUCCAUUCGUCGACGGUUGACGGUGAUGUGCACAAGCGUCGUUAAGUCCGUGCUGGGCAGCCGGUACAUGCCCUCACACGCCAUAAAGGCGACCCAGUGGGCGAAGUCGAAGAAUACUCCCCGACCCGUGCUCAACUUUAUCGCAGAGCACUUGGGAUGUGCCACCGAUUCUCAGGUGUACCAUCGAGAGUCCAAGUUCGCCCGGGUGGUUGAAGACUCCAACCUUCUUGCCAAGUGCGCGAAGUGUGCUGCAUUUUCUCAGGACAACGUUGACUUCGAGCCCCGUGUCGGAGUGAGGCAGGGGGAAGGUCCGUACAUCCCGUGCGUGGCGUGUGUGGCGAACUGGGUUGGGGAGGAGGUGGGCACGCUCCACGAUGCGGGCACGUUGAAACGACUCAGCGAGUUGAGUGUGGACGACAUUCUCGUUGGAUCAGACGCGGCGGAGGGAGAGCGGAGGUAUGGGGCUUUCUUAGCUACGCUAUUCGGAGCCGUGUCCAAGUCUGAGCGAAUCAGGUCGGCGGAGGGAGGGCCGUUGUGGUGUUUCGAGGCCCAACUCAGGGAGGACGUUACGCCGGAUGCGAGGUCAAACUCUACAGGAAAGUACGCCUUCGUCCAGCGCGCCAGCACCAAGAGCUACACCGACAUGAAGAGGAUAAUUGACCGGAUCCUUGACAUAUGGCGCGGAACCCAGGCCGGGAACGAUGGUGCACCGUGCAUCAUCGCGGGGGACGAGGAGACAUACCGAUUCAUAUACCACCUGAUGAAGCAAGACCCCGACAACUACCGUCAAAUCCGGCGAUAUCCGGGGGACUGGCAUCUUCUGCUGCACAUGGCGAAGGCUCUCCUCAGGCGGUACUGGGGGGCUGGGAUCGAGUUUAUGGCGUGCGAGUUAGGAACGGACAACAGCAAAUCGGGCGACGGCAGCAAUUAUCGCCGAGCACACCACCAGCUGUGCGUGAUGUUUGAAGCGCUAUGGAUUUUGAUCCUCGAGGUGUGGCGGGAGGAGCGUCAGCAGCGGGAGAGUGCGCCGGCAGAGUGCGAUGACGUGUCGGCGGAGGAGGAGGGCGUCGCUGCAGAGGACGCGAUCGACAUGGAUGCUGUCCUGGCUUGGGUCAAGAGGCGGGCAGAUGACGACAAAACGUUCGCCAUUUGGGCGCAGUUCCUUCUGCAUGACUUCCCGGUAUUUGUGCUCUUCUCUUACCCUUCGUAUUCCGCCCCAGGCUAAUCCAUACACUUGAACGUUCCGCUGCGAGAGGCGGAAUGGGAUGCUGGCUGAUAAGUCAAGGGAACGGUCGGGGGGGGGAGUGUGGUGCUGGGACGACAGCAGGGACUGGCCGUUGGGGAGGAGGAGAAGUUGUUGUGAACAUGUACUGUUGAACUUGAUUUAUAGUCUUGUAUUUUUUUCUUUGUUGUGGUUGGCACUUUCCCAUAACUUUGACUGGACAUGUCUCUUCUUGUGAUUUACGAUUUGUUAUGUGUUCUUCGAACCAUUUGGGACUUACUUGCGUGCCGUCCCUAGAAUAUACUCAUUAGCAUCAUCAUUAAAAUUUUAAGAUUUAUUCAUCUUAGCGACAUUUUGGCAGUCUUGCAAGUAGUGUCUUUUAGAGUUUCGUCGUGUCUUGUGCCUUAGCGUGUUGUUCGAGUAAUUGAGAAAGUAUUGUUGGCCCGAAGGAGUAAAACUGGCACGCGAGGUACCUUAGCUGGUUGACGUGGUGCUGUAUGUAGUAGUUUACUCCGUGUGUAAAUGUAUCUAAUUUUAAUGUGCGCUGCUGAUUGACUAAACUGGUGCAGACUGCCCAAGUAUACGCAUAUCAAUCGCGCCCGCGGGUGCAGUUCAACCUUCGCAGGGCCUAGGUUCCGAUUGCGCCGACUCCCAGCUACCGCUGCGACACUGGCUUCGCUGGGUGAAGCGCUUUUUUCUUUUUUUUGUUUCUUCAUGUGCUGGAGGGGAGAGAGAGCCGGUGUGCGUCGGCGAAACCCAAAGUUCAAAACUGGGUUCGCGCCGAUUAGGCGUUCUCGGCGUAUACGGCGUGUUGCAGCAAAAUUCAAAGUACUGGGCAAAGCCCACAGCAUCUUCUUUCACACACGGGUGCGCCCUUCCGCAACCAUCCUGAGGAAACUUAGCAUGAUGCUUGCGCGCGAGCGUCAUUUUUACACGAAACACGCCGCCCCCGACUGCGUUUGGUGGAAUUCCAACACACCACUUGACGUACGGUCUGAUACGGGCAUUUCCAGUUUGUGUGCCAAGUUUCAUGUGGAUCUGUGCGGUCUGCGCUGCGUUCUCGUCGUCGGACGAAACACGCCCUCGGCCAGGGGUAGGUUGGGCCGCAUCCAAAAGUGCCAGGUAUUUGCCUCCGAACUUCGAAUUCUUCUUUUGUCACGUUCGCGGGCCACAGGCCAUGAAACUCGACCAAACAAGGGUCAGAAGACAGUAAAUAACUAGCUCUACGGUGUCAGGGUCUUAGUUUGGUGUGGUGUGUCGUUGCCGGAACGCACAGCAGCCCCAAAGGUGUUUCGACAAACGCCUCCAUAUAUCCUGUGCGCAGC